GCCAAUCAGGGAGCGGAGAAGGAAGGAGGGAAGGAAUGAAAGAAAAAGAGAGCCGGAAAGGGAACCAAAGAAGGUUGCGUGCUUCUGUUGGGGGGAAACUUGGCUUUUUAAACUUAUUAAAAAGAAUCAGAGGUAGAAUUGGCUGGGAGAGGAGCUGGGCGGGAAAUCAUAAUGACACAGGGCUGUCUGGCCAUGUUCCAGUAGCAUUCUCUCCUGACGUUUCGCCUGCAUCUGUGGCAGGCAUCCUCAGAGGUUUGAGGAGACAUGGUGGAAUGAUAUCUUCCUGGCCCCGUCUUCUUCAUUCUGGUCCAGAAUGGCAGUUAUUAUCCUUGUAAACAACCCCAUCCUGGCACAGCCCUCUCCCAUGGCAUUGGAUCGCAAGUUUGCUCAAGCAUCUGUCUUUGCAACGUGGUCGGCUGGGCAGCCUUUGAUAAGGACUCGAUGCCGCCUGGGAUGUCUUAUCACGCCCAGAAAUUCUCCGUCUCUCUCUUUUUUUCUCAUUGAGUCUAAUGGGACAUUUCAACAGAAUCAAAAAUACAAAUUCCUUCUUGUCUUUAAUGCUGAAGUGAACCAGAAAUGGCUUCCCAAUACCCACCAAGUCUCCGUUUUCGUCUGCCUGCAUGUAUACUCUUUUUGGAGGCUGCUUUCCUCCUGAUUUUUUAUUUCUUUUUUACCUACGACCGUCAGUACCAACAUCUUCAGAGAGACCCUGCUCUCUAUGCAGCCUUCCAGGAUGUCAAUGUCUUGGUGAUUCUUGGCUUCUCCUUCUUGCUGGCCUUUCUGAAGAGAUUUGGCUUCAGCAGCACUGGAUUUAGCCUUUGCCUUGCUGCCCUUGGAGUGCAGUGGGCGAUGAUUGUGAACGGAUUCCUCUUCCAUUUCUCUUGUGGAGCAGUGGAGAUAAGCCUGCAAAGCAUCCUAGAAGCCCUCAUGACCGUAACCAUGAUGCUGAUUUCAGUUGGGGCCGUUCUUGGCAAAGCCAACCUGAUGCAGUUGAUCUGGAUGGCCGUGGUAGAGCUCACCGUUUUUGGGUUAAACCGAUGGAUUGCUGUGGCUAUUAUGAAGAUUGCCAACCAUGUGAGCUUGAUGCACGUGCAUUUAUUUGGUGCCUACUUUGGCUUGAUGGUUUCCUGGAAGCUCUACCAUUCAUCUCUGAGCUCGAGAGUCGAAAAGGAGGGCUCAAAGCCCACUUCGGAUACAUUUGCAAUGCUGGGCACUCUUUUCCUCUGGAUGUUCUGGCCCAGCUUCAAUUCCGUGUUGAUAACGGAGGCCGAGAAGAAAUGGCUUGCUGUGUGCAAUACCUAUUUGGCAAUUGCGGCCAGUUCCAUCGCCGCCUUUUCCGUCUCAGCGGCAACCAGCAGACAUGGAAAGCUCACGAUGGCUCACAUCCAGAAUGCUUCACUGGCAGGUGGGGUUGCUCUCGGCUUCUCCGCUUCCAUGAUCCAUCAUCCUUGGCUUGCAAUGACGUUGGGCCUGGCAGCGGGAGCAGUCUCUGCUCUUGGUUCCGGCUUUCUAAAGAAAUGCCUGGAUCCAGCCAUUGGGCUUCAUGACACCCGUGGAGUUCAUUCCAUGUUUGGCUUGCCCAGUUUGCUUGGAGGAAUCGCCCACGUUAUCCUGAUUGUAGUGGACAGCUGGGAGGACCUCUCAGUAUUGGGCUAUUCGGCUUUGAUGGAGGCCGGAGCUCUGUGCCUGAGCAUGGCCCUGGGUCUGAUCGGCGGUUUCAUUACAGGUUUCUUCUUAACUUUCAAGUUCUGGAAAGCACCUCCUGUAACCAAGUACUUUGAUGAUCAAGCUUAUUGGGAGGUAAGAUUCACAUGCAUAUUAGCUGGUGAUUUUUCUGGAGUGAAGAUGUGGAUUUAUUGGAUCAAGAACCUUUUUGCUUCUCAAUAGCCAAUUCAUUCACAUUUGGAAUGGAAUAUGUGAAGCAAAGAGGGCUAAUUGUUUAGUUCCAGUUGUCCAGAUCCUUUUUGUCCCAGCAAUGAACUGCAAUGUCUGCAGGGAAUUACCUCUUAUUAUUGACUUGCAUUGGUCAUACACUCUUUUCAGGCUAGAUCUACACUUCCAUAUACAGUAGAGUCUCACUUAUCCAAGCUAAACGGGCUGGCAGAAGCUUGGAUAAGCGAAUAUCUUGGAUAAUAAAGAGGGGUUAAGGAAAAGCCUAUUAAACAUCAAAUUAGGUUAUGAUUUUACAAAUUAAGCGCCAAAACAUCAUGUUAUACCACAAAUUUGACAGAAAAAGUAGUUCAAUACGCAGUAAUGUUAUGUUGUAAUUACUGUAUUUAUGAAUUUAGCACCAAAAUAUCACGAUAUAUUGAAAACAUUGACUACAAAAAUGGCUUGGAUAAUCCAGAGGCUUGGAUAAGCGAGACUUGGAUAAGUGAGACUCUACUGUAAUUGUUUAUUUCCAAUUGUCCUGAUCCUUUUUGUCUCAGUAUUGAACUGCAAUGUGAAAAGCCAUCUGCAGGGAGUUACCUCUGAUCAUUGACAUGCAUUGGUCAUGCACUCUUCUCAGGCUGGAUCUACAUUUCCAUAUCAUCCAGUAUCCGAUGCCAAAUUAUCGUUGUUGUUAUUAUUAUUAUUAUUAUUAUUAUUAUUAUUAUUAUUAUUAUUUUUGUUGUUGUUGUGUGGUUGAAGGCUUUCAUGGCCAUAAUCACUGGGUUGCUGUGUGUCUUCCGGACUGAAUGACCAUGUUCCAGAAGCAUUCUCUCCUGAUGUUUCGCCCACAUCUAUGGCAGGCAUCCUCAGUGGUUGUGAGAUCUGAUGGAAACUAAGCAAGUGGGAUUUAUAUAUAUACCACUGGAAUAAUGUCCAGGGUGGGGGAAAGAACUCUUGCCUGUUGGAGGCAAGUGUGAAUGUUUCAAUUGGCCACCUUGGUUAGCAUUGAAUGGCCUUACAGCUUCAAAGACUGGCUGCUUCCUCUAAAAUCAGGACAGUAAAUAAAGGACAACACUCAAAAAACAGGGGGAUUCCAGACAGGAGACAAUCAGGGCCAGCUAACACAUGCGAACAAAGGAUUCCCCCAGGCAGGAAUCAUUUAAAAAAAUAAAUCCUGUAUACACUAACCCAGGCCUAAAUGGACACCAUGGGAUUUGUUUCUGAUUGAACUUACUAGGACUACACUACAUGCUUUAGUACAAGGAAAUUACAUCUUCUGAACUAUAUCUGCUUGUAUUAGGAUCCAAAGAGUAAGCUGGAGAAAAUAUCUAAGUGCAGCUCUGUGAUCUCUGGUACAGUCGAGUCUCACUUAUCCAACACUCGCUUAUCCAACUUUCUAGACUAUCCAACACAUUUUUGUAGUCAAUGUUUUCAAUGCAUCGUGAUAUUUUGGUGCUAAAUUUGUAAAUACAAUAAUUACUACAUAGCAUUACUGCGUAUUGAACUACUUUUUCUGUUAAAUUUGUUGUAUAACAUGAUGUUUUGGUGCUUAAUUUGUAAAAUCAUAACCUAAUUUGAUGUUUAAUAGGCUUUUCCUUAAUCUCUCCUUAUUAUCCAACAUACUCGCUUAUCCAACGCUCUGCCGGCCCGUUUACGUUGGAUAAGCGAGACUCUACUAUAUUAACAGAAUGUAUUGUAGUGUCACAUUUUAAACAUUAUCAACAUUGCACUUUUUACCCAGCAUCCAGAACACGUCAUUUACUUGUUGAGGUUGUGUUGAAACUGGGAAGUCAUCCUCCUCAAAUACACUCAGGUUUUCAUAAAAGAGCAAAGUAAGAUGUUAUUUAUUUUUGUUAGUGUCCUCAUGCUAUUUUUUUCUUUCUUUCUAGUUUCCAAAUUUAGCUGUUGGAUACUGAACACAGCCAUCAAGGAAGCUAGACAUUCAAGAGAGAAUUGUUUCCUAUGUGCUCUCAUCACUCUGCAAUGUGAGAUUUUGUAUCUGCUUUAUUAAAGCUGCCAGAAGUCCUGCAUUCAUCUUUCUGCAGUAAAUAAUUAUUUGCAAGGCUAAGUGCAGAGCACUACAACCCUGUGGUGUUUAUUUGCUAUUUGUGCCUCUGUUUUGCUGUUUGUUUGACUCUAAGCCAGGCAUGGGCCAACUUUGACUUGUUUUUAUUGUUCUGUUCGGGCUUGGCCCCAUGUAAGCCGCCCCGAGUCCCUUCGGGCAGAUGGGGCGGGGUAUAAGAAUAAAAUUAUUAUUACUAUUUUAUUAUGACACAGCAAACAAGAUAGAUAUGCUGGAUUUCAUAUCACAAAAUCACAAGUCGAACACUUCCCAAGUGUCUAGGACUGUGUGAUGUAUUUUCGGAUGAUGCGUGCAGAUCCCAGUCAGGUGGCCUUUUGCAGUUGGCAGAUCGUAAUUUUGUCAAUGUCUAUUGUUUCCAAAUGCCGGCUGAGAUCUUUUGGCACGGCACCCAGUGUGCCCAUCACCACCGGGACCACCUGCACUGGUUUCUGCCAGAGUCUUUGCAGUUCAAUCUUGAUGUCCUGAUAGUGGCUGAGUUUUUCCUGUUGUUUUUCACCUGGUAUGGCGACAUCAAUGAUCCAAACCUUUUUCUUUUCCACCACUGUGAUGUCUGGUGUGUUGUGUUCCAGAACUUUGUCAGUCUGGAUUUGGAAGUCCCACAGUAUCUUUGCGUGCUCAUUUUCCAAUACUUUUGCAGGUUUGUGAUCCCACCAGUUCUUUGCUGCUGGCAGGUGGUACUUGAGGCAUAAGUUCCAAUGAAUCAUUUGGGCCACAGAGCUGUGCCUCUGUUUGUAGUCUGUCUGUGCAAUUUUCUUACAGCAGCUGAGGAUAUGAUCCAUGGUUUCGUCGGUUUCCUUGCACAGUCUGCAUUUUGGGUCAUCAGCUGAUUUUUCGAUCUUGGCCUGAAUUGCCUUUGUCCUGAUGUCUUGCUCCUGGGCUGCAAGGAUCAGGCCUUCUGUCUCCUUCUUCAGGGUCCCAUUCGUGAGCCAGAGCCAGGUCUUCUCCUUAUCAGCUUUUCCUUCAAUUUUGUCAAGGAACUUUCCAUGCAAUGUUUUGUUGUGCCAGCUGUUAUUAUUAUUAUUAUCAUUAUUAUUAUUAUUAUCAGCAUCAUUAUUAUUAUUAUUAUCAUCCAGGUGUUUUGGACUUCGACUCCCAUCAUUCCUAACAGCCUCAGGCCCCUUCCGCUUAAGCGGCUGAGGGGGAAAAGGAAAGGGCCUGAGGCUGUUAGGAAUGAUGGGAGUCGAAGUCCAAAACACCUGGAUGGAGGGCCAAAGUUGGCCCAUGCCUGUCCUAGACUAUAACUCCCAGCCAUGAACUAUGGCUCAGCAAAUGCCAGGAAAGACUUCAUGAAACACACCAUACAUUCAAGAGCUAUGAAAGAAACAUUUAUAUUGUUUAAUACUUCAUUAUAAUAACAAAAACAUUCAGCGAGAGGACGACUUCAUCAGAUUCUCUUAACAGUUUUACAUCUGUCAUACAAGAAAACGCUUAAUGUCGGAAGCUAAGAGAACAGAAUAAUAAUAAUAAUAAAAAUAGGAAGUGUGCUUCAUGAUUUUAAAGUGUAGACAGUGUUUUAUCGUCAGUGAUAUCAGAGCGGAAAUGUUACCAAAAUGGAGGUGGGCGAUUAAAAAUAGCCGGCCGGGCGUGCGCAGUCUCUUAUUGCCACAAAUCUUCUGUGCGACCAAACUUAAAGACCAAACCUC
Messenger RNA from Anolis carolinensis (green anole), 5598 nucleotides. RefSeq names its product Rh blood group CcEe antigens (gene rhce). Gene Ontology annotation, cellular component: plasma membrane. Gene Ontology annotation, molecular function: ammonium channel activity. Gene Ontology annotation, biological process: ammonium transmembrane transport; ammonium homeostasis. The transcript has 10 exons. NCBI's taxonomy places the organism in Eukaryota, Metazoa, Chordata, Lepidosauria, Squamata, Anolidae. The coding region runs from base 577 to 1887 and encodes 436 amino acids. The record is from RefSeq and is a predicted model, not a curated record.